This is a messenger RNA of Symbiodinium pilosum, 431 nucleotides long. NCBI's taxonomy places the organism in Eukaryota, Dinophyceae, Suessiales, Symbiodiniaceae. The record is from the annotation of a GenBank genome assembly.
GAUAGUGCUGGACUAUCCCAGACCGAUGUUGUACCACAUCGGCACGAGAAAGAUGGACACUCUGGAGGAGGUCGACGUUGACAUCGGAGUGCCAAAGCCACGGAGGUGGGAGAUUCGUAGCGCUGCAGAGUGUCAAACCUUGCUCGACUCGUUCGACGGCUUCUCCGAGGGCCUUGUUGUACGGGAUGCGCAGUACCGUCGGCAGAAGUGGAAGAGGAGAGAGUACUUGCUGAUGCACUCUGCCCGCUUCCUCGUGGGUGCCGAGACACCCUGCUAUGCCUGGGUAGCCAGAAGUAGUGAACCUGGAACCAUGGAUGCUGAUCGCUUGUGUCUCAAUGUGUGGCUCAGAUCUGAGUCUUCGGAGUUUGCAGCGUACUUCCCGGAGGCCAUGAGGCGCUAUGGAUGCGUCCGAGCACUUCUGGAGGAGGAAG